Messenger RNA from Haplochromis burtoni (Burton's mouthbrooder), 8020 nucleotides. Its product is annotated as RNA binding protein fox-1 homolog 2. The transcript has 9 exons. Gene Ontology annotation, molecular function: mRNA binding. Bases 3732 to 5003 code for a protein of 423 amino acids. NCBI's taxonomy places the organism in Eukaryota, Metazoa, Chordata, Actinopteri, Cichliformes, Cichlidae. The record is from RefSeq and is a predicted model, not a curated record. Gene Ontology annotation, cellular component: nucleus; cytoplasm. Gene Ontology annotation, biological process: regulation of alternative mRNA splicing, via spliceosome; nervous system development.
CAAAUCUCUGUUACAAUAAAUUGCCAAAAAUAAAAAAUAAAAAAUUAAUGAAAUACAAAACCUUGACUUACUCAACAGUACGCCUGCUUUCAGUCGUCUGAUGGUAAAAAGCUGGAAGUGAGUUUGUGAAGUCCACUUGAAUCAAACACUGUUUGUUCAUGGGAUAAAUAAAACAUUUUGGUAUUCUUCAAAUGGGACCUGUUAUGUUUAUGUUGACCUCCAUAUUCUUGUUCACUGCUAAAAUAGUUUUGUUUACAGUUUAAUCCCUGAUCGUCGGUGCAGCUCCUUUAAAACAAGCUGAUCUCCAUUUUAAACCAGCCUUAUUCUGAUUGGCUGCACCUCACAGGCACAAGGUUGGACACGACUGUGCGCCUUUGGUGUCCCUAUGAGCGAUAGCCGCUCUCACUGACGUCACACAGAGCAAGAGUUGAAAACACUGUCUGAGUAGGAUGACGCCUGAUCUUACUUUUAAACUUCUUUUAUCAAUUUAUACUAUACGUGGCAUAUGAUAAGGAUAGAUGGACUGGCUCAGCCCCCUUUUAAAUCGAAAGUUACACUUGUGAUAGUCCACUUUCAUGUCAUUCUUCUUGCACAGUAAAAACUAGCAGUGUUGUCCUCACCAUCCUCACAUAUGUAGCAGGAUUCAGUCUGUUUCUACGACCACAUUAUUAUCUAGACGGUAAUGAAAGCCUUGCCUCACCUUUGGUAGCUCAUCUCUCUUCGAGGAAUCGAUGGAAGAGAAACCAGUGAUGACUGAGCUUCUCUUUCAAAGACUUGAUUCUUAGAAAGUGGAGAGAAAUUAUGCUAUCACCUUCUUCGCCUUGCACGCUCUGUAUGCGGAGCUUUUCUCACAACGCCGUUCACAUCCCCUUCGCACUUCUCUCUCUGUCUUUAUGCCUCUCUCUCAUAUUCUCUGUUUCGUUCUCAUUCUGAAUGUCUCACCAGCAUAUUGCUCUCAGUAAUUAGUGACUUAUAUGUGCAGCGGCAGGGUUGCUGACUAUUUUCUUAUCUACCUCCAAGCAGCAGAGCGCAUUGAGCAGCUCAAACCAGCUCAGUGCCCGUGUGUGUGCAUGCACACGUGCCAUUUGAGUAUGUUUAUGGGUGUGUGUGUGUGUGUGUGUGUGCGCUUUUUGUCUUCGUGCAAGCGUUUGUGCAUCUGAGGGCUGUGUUUUGGGACGUGCAGCUCUCUGGCAGUGCCACAGGAGGGAAGUGUUGGCCUGUGAGCUUUCUCGCCCCCCAGCCUCCCUCCUCGCAUCACAAUAUGGAGAUUCUCACAGACCUCAUCCUCUCAUUUAGUCUCCUCUCCCUCCUCUGCUCCCUGCACUCCACUCCUGCUCUACCCCUGGUAACAUCUCUCGUGGGAGUGCAGCUCUCGGAGAACGCGAGGGGAGACACCAAAAGAAUUUCAGGCUUUCGUGCUUCAAAUCAAAUUUAUUACAAUUUCUGGGUGGAUGUCAACCUGACGAUUAAAAACAAAUGUUGUGCAAGAGAUUAAAGGCGAGACGGGAAGACGAGAAAUAAAGCAGGGAAGUGGCACAGAGCUAAAACUGAAAUGGAAGCAAGUUAUUUAAGAUGGCUUGCCCGCAGGGGCACACAAUCAGUUUCUUAGUUAGAGCAAGCUUGUAUUCCAGUCUCGGCUCUCCUCUGCCCGAGUUCAUCUGUUUGUAAGACAAACACCUGGGCAGAGAGAUCACUUCUGAUCUGCAGCGUGUGUGAACUCUCGCCCGGUGUUAAAUUCAGAGCCACGGCAUACCUCUGCAUUUGUUUUAUAAAUGAUUUAAAAAGUCGUCCCUGCUAAUGUAUUCUGCCCUUGAGCACACACAUUAGGAGUCUCCAGCACACUGCUGGUUAUCAUGCAAAUGGAGUUAGCCAAGCCUAGCUUUGCAAGAUUGGCUUGUUCACCGCUGCAGUGCAUUUGUCUCUGUAAUGCGUCUGUCUUAUGUUAUUUAUGCACAUUUGAACUGCCCGCAGGUCUGCCCGCGUCAACACGAACGCGUUUAACUGGGGACGCCGCUGCCAUACGUCUCCUGUUCUCUAAGGGGGGGCGGUCAGUCCUCUGGGGCCGCGGUUUCCUGAUGUUUAGAGUUGAUGAUCAGAGUUAAAGACACACAUACAAACAAGACAGAACCAGCACACCUAAGCGUUUCUUUGGCAUUUAGCAGUAGAUGUAAGAACCUGCACACACGAGGUGCAGUUGUUGUGAACAUGUCCUGCAGAGUAGUUGAGCAGGGCUGCUGAUCAUCUGUAGAUACCGUGUUUGGAGAACAGGCCUUUGUUUGGACGAGCUGGUGAGCGCUGGAUGGAUAUAGCCCUUUGUUUGAAUCCAUGUGUGUCUGUUUUCCAGCCAAGGUGCAGCAGCAUGGAUAUGAUCAGAGCGCAUCUGCGUGUGUACGUUCGGUGCAUGUGUUUGUGUGUGACUGCAUGUGUUUAUCGCAGUGUUUCAGCCUGUGUACUUAAUCCCAGGAUCAUCCCCUAUUCAUCCUCUCAUCCUCCUCACUUACAGCCCUAAUCCUGUCAUCCCUCGCUCUUUUUUUUUUUUCCCCUCCACCCAACGAUUUUAUCCAUUUAUCUCCCAAUCCUGUUAUCUCUCGCUCACAUCCAUUGCCCCCUUGAGUCCCUGUCCCCCUCUACUUCAUCCCAGCUCCUUUUCCGUCUCACCCCCUCUCUCUGCCAUCACCACCACCACCUCCGUCCAUUCACUUUAUCUUUCCUUCCCAACAUCCCUCCAUCCCUCUGGACCCAGUUCUAGCCAGACUCAGCAGAUGUCUGAAUGCUUGGCAUCAGGGCUUUUUUUUCUUUUCUUUUUUUUUUCCCCCUGCAGAGUUCAGUCCCUCCCAUAUGAAAAUGCAGCGCAAGGAACUGCACUCUCAUCCCUGCAAAUUAAACGCCUUCUAACAAUACAGUGUUGGAAAGUGACGGAACUGAGCCAAGAAGAAAAAGGUGCAAUGCAGCGUAAUGUUCAGGUUGAGGUUUAGGUAGUGGAAUCGGGGCUGGCGCUCGCUCAGUUUUGUGAGACUUCCAUCUGUGUGAGGAAGACAGCUGCAGCAGAGAGAUGGUGAUCUAGGAGCCUACCCACGCAGCUAGCUACCUAGCUGUCUACCGGCUGGCCUACCUACCACUGCUUUUUUGGAGCUGACAGGCUGCCACGCAAUAAAUAAAUCAUCAAAAAAAAGCUGCAAUGCAGUGGGGGUCGCAUUCGUGUUCUGUACUCUCAGGCAGCCAGUGCGUGGAUAGAAGGCAGCAUCUUCUUCCUUUCCCGUUUCUUGUCUCUCUCCGGGGGCUUUAGGAGACGGCAACAACAUCAGCUUUCUGACUCCAUCCAGACACAGGGUUAGAUUGCUAUAUGGAAGGAUGGAUGCUUUGAUGGAUAGGAGGGAUUGAGACUGAAAGGGAGGGAAAGUUUUAAAAAGAGGGGCGGGAACAAGAGGAAGCAAAGGGGGGGAGAAGAGCAGGAGGACGUGUAAGGCGAGUGUGUGAAUGACAGACGCAGAGCAAAGAGAGAAGAAGAGAAGAGACUCGGGCUGGCAGGAGGAGAGAGACGGAAAGGCCCGAGGGGGAUCAGAGCAGCAGGGCCGGAGAGACGAGCAAAAGCGAGGCAGAGAGUGACAGGCUGACGAGGCUCGCGUGCUGGAGAAGUAGAAGAAGCAACACCGGCAGGAGGAGGAAGAGGGAGUGAACGAGGGAGAAUUUGAAUGUGUGAGGCGGACGUGGACUGAAGCCAUCGUCAGCUCAUGGUCCUGGAGCACAGACACGGGAGAGGAGGAAUAGGAGGAGAACGAGAGACACAGACGGAAAAGGAGAGGAGAAGGAACGGGAAAGUGGAAAGCUGGUCAGCAGUUGUUCCUUUAGAUCAGACAAUGAUGGGGCUGUACUACCAAGCUAUGCUACCGGGCUCUCAGGAUUCGACAGGAGGACAGGAGGGUUUGGUGGCCCCACCCUUUACAGCAUUCCCACCUCCACCCCCUCCUCAAAACGGUCUACCGGGAACAGAGUUUGGCCCUGGGGCCAUGUUUGGUGCUGGAGGCCAAGGUGCAGCAGAGGUAGGGGCUGGUGCAAAUGGAGCCCCCACCUCCACCAACAACAACAGCAGCAAUAAGACAGAGGAGACGUCUCAGGGUGAGGCGGGUGUACAGUGCGGCGCAGGAGGCACAGGAGCGGGAGGCUCAGCAGGAGACUCGACAGAGGCCAAAGGGACCCCCAAACGCCUCCAUGUUUCAAACAUCCCCUUCCGCUUCCGGGAUCCAGACCUCAGGCAGAUGUUUGGGCAAUUUGGGAAGAUCCUGGAUGUUGAGAUUAUUUUCAAUGAGAGGGGUUCAAAGGGUUUUGGCUUUGUGACAUUUGAGAACAGCGCAGACGCAGAGAAAGCCAGGGAAAAGCUCCACGGCACACUGGUGGAAGGUCGUAAGAUUGAGGUGAAUAACGCCACCGCCAGAGUGAUGACUAACAAGAAGAUGGUCAGCCCUUAUCCUAAUGGAGAAGCUCUCAGCACACUACCCUAUGCAGGGUGGAAGUUGAGUCCUGUGGUGGGAGCUAUGUAUGGACCAGAGAUCUACGCAGUUCCAGGGUUUCCCUACCCUACAGCAGCAGCAGCAGCCACAACAGCGGCAGCGGCAUUUCGCGGUGCCCACCUCCGGGGCCGAGGCCGGCCCGUCUACAGUGCUGUGCGGGCCGCUGUGCCGCAGCCUGCCAUCCCUGCCUAUCCUGGCGUGGUGUAUCAGGAUGGGUUUUACGGAGCCGCAGACUUAUAUGUAAGUAAAUUCACCUCCAACCGACACACCAUCUCUGUCCCUCCCCUCACGGCUUUCUCCUGCUCUUUUUUUUUUCCUUCUUGGGGUGAUUCUGCAUGUGUGUCCGGUCAUGCGCUGCACAGAGCUGCCUCCAUAAUGGUGAAUGGUGAGAACUCUUUAGAAGCACGACAUGCCACAUACCUGCACAAGGUCCUUUGUCUUUUGUGCAUGAGCGUUGUUUUUCGUCGACAAACGUGCUGGUUAUCACACAACUGAGCACCAGCUGUGUUCAUUUAAAAAUGAAAUAAAACUGAAUAAAUGACAUCGUGUGAUGGGAUCCACAACACCACUACAAAGGCUGCUCUGUAGGCGGAUGCGGCAGCGUGCGUCAGUGAAUGAGUGUGUGCGUGCGUGUGUGCAUCCAGGUUGACAACGGUUGUUUCUGUUCUCUCUAUAGACUAGUGUUUCAGGACUCAGUCCUUAGUCCCAGAUUGCCUCAGGUAGGGUCAACUCAACACCAAACCCUGAGUGUGCAUUGUUUUACUGUACUACCUCCUCUGAUCUUAUGAAUCAUCUUCUGAUCUGAUCUGGAACAUGUUGUCUUUUAGUUGUUUUAAAAAUUACCGCUGCUUUGAAUUUUGCUUUAUUCUUUUACUAACUCACUGAUUUUUCUUUUUUGUUCUUGCUUUUCCAGUUGUGGGAAAGAGCUUUGUUUUUGUUUUGUUUUUUAACUAAAAGUACUAAAUUGUAUGGAGUGCUUUUCUUCCUGCUCAAAAGAGAACCUGGUCUCUUUUGUCUGGUUGGCUAGUUUUGGUGGAAAAUGACAUCUGCUCUUAUUUUGUUCUCGUGUUGGAAAAGAUGGCAGUAUGCAUACAGUUGUAAAAGUUCUGGUCAAAUGUUUGCAUUCACUUGUCAGACACACUUAUAUCACUGCAGUUUGGGCUCCUUAAUUAUUUCUACAGCUGCUCUUUAUUUGAGACGGCAGGAAAUCGACUUUUUAUGUCACUUGAAAAACAAGUGAGGGUUUUUUUAAUGUUCUUUUUUAGAUCCCUCAGUAGAUACAAGGACAACUCAGACUGGUCAAAAAUAAGCUACAAAAGCUGACUGUAUUUUUAGUAAGUAUCAGUGGCCUACAGUCAUGUAGAAAAGAGAAGUUUUCACUCGGUGCAGUCCUGUGAAGAAAUCCGCCAACUUAGCAAUAACUGGAUCGUUUUCUGUUUGCCCUUAGCUGUUUACUGAGAUCAGGCUCUCACAUCGUCGUGGAGGAAUUUUGGCCUGUUUUUCUUCACAACGUUGCUUUUAUUCGUCUAGAUUUGCAGGCGUUUUGCUCAUACUUCUUUUUUUCAGCCAUUCUGCUGAUUUGCUCCUUUUCCUGCUGAGUGACUCUGUGACUCCACGGUGCAAAGAAACCCAAUUCACAAAACGUGGUGCUGUGGAUUAUGGCCAAAAAUCUAUAUGGAGACAAAGUUUACAAACGUGCACAAAUGAGUGAUUUGUGUUUAACUGUUGAGGACUCACAAGCACGUUUCAAUCCACACACAAAUACAAAGCAAUCUAACUGGGAUGUAACACUGUUUCACAAAUGCAUAGACCCAAACUUUGAAUCAAAUGAUUGGCAUGAGGGCCUGUGCAGACUCAUCCAUGGAUAAUUUACAUCGCAACACACAAACUACACGUGCGCCCAGAAGCAUAACAGGUAUAACUUCUCGGCCAGCGGCUUAUAAUCCAGGCUUUAAUGGAAGCAUAACACUGAACAUUUCACAGCACUGCAUAGAGUCCAGUAAACAACGCUGCUUUUCACAUGACUGUACAGUACAGGUUAACCUCAUGAGACUGACUCGUGCUAUUUUGAAACCAGAGGUAAGGGAUGAGGCGUGCACUGAGCAUGCUCAUAUGGUAGCAAUGUCCCUUUUUAUUUAUUGUUUAUUUUAAUCUACUGAGGCCUCUAAUUUACUCAGUGAAAAUCAUGCUGAAUCUAGUGAUUCAGAUCAUAACUCAGCAGGAAGUGGUUUGCUGAGAUUUCCCCCUCCACAUCACCACCAAGCAGACAUCUGGUUGUCCUGUGCUUCUGUUUUUUGACCUGUCAUCACUCGUUUUUUUAAGAAAGUUUGACCUAAAAUGCAAAUAAGAGUGCAAUGAUUUGUAAAUGAUUUAAAAGGAAACGGAGAAAUGUAGUUUGAAAAGUUUGUAGUUUUGAAUUUUAGGCAAGAAACUUUUCUGUUUUGUUUUGGAGCAGGUACAACAAGUGAUUGGAAAAAUUGUGUGACGCUAGAAAACCAACUAAAGGAAUAUCUCACAGCUAACGAGGUAGAUUAGUGGCUUAGUAAGUACAGCAUCUGUCGAGUAAUUACUCAGUAUAUGGUGCAAAAUGUAGUUUAAAGCAUACUCGGAGUUUGACGUGGCCCACUAAGCCACUAAUUAUGGUUCAUAGUACAUCCCUCUGGUGCUAAACUGACCUCCCUGCAGUCCAGACACAAAACAGUUUUUUUUUUUUUUUACAGGACAAGGUGAUGCAGCAUGGUGCAACAUUCCCCAGUUUCAGUAUUUCAUGUUUUGUAUCGAAAAUAAGCCGUAAAUGAUUUACAAAUCAUUGUAUUUUGCACCUUUUCCAUAAGGCGGUGAAUGCAGAUACUCUAGUGCUACUUUGUUUCAGAAAUGUUGUUUUAAUAUAUGCUUUCACAUAAUCAGGUUUAUUUAAACUUGGCUGCAGAAAUAAUUGCCCCAGUACUGCUUUAAUAUACCAUAGAUGUCUUUUGCAAGUAUAUCUAAACCUUUGACUGUACUGCGUUUUCCAAAAACUAAAACACAAACUAUAUUUCCAAUUGGAUGCCACCAUAUUAUUAUUAUCAGAUUAUCAUAAACUCGAAGUCCCUUGUGUUGUAAACUUUUUGUUUCUAAAUCUGAGGCUGUGAUUUUACAGCAGUGUCCCGUGAACGUUAGUCAGUGCCCUGAAAGCCUUCUGCCCAGAGGGGGCUCAAGCUGAAAUGGAGAACAUGGUCUCUUCCUGAAUUAACUGCACACCCCCAGGAUGAUUAUUGAAGCAUGUGCUGAUCAGCUGCUGCAUGCCGGCGUGCUGUUUUACUGCUCCUUCUUUCCCUCCACUUACCCAGAAAGCCUUGCUCUCUCCCACUAAUAAACAUUUUGUACCCCACCUGCCUCCCUCUGGUCCGUGUCUCGUAGCCAUCGCUGAGAAUGCUGGGAUGUUUCUGUUGUGCUUGGAUAUUCUCCAUUCUGAUCAGGUCCAAAUGCAGUGGGAUUGUUUUGUUUCUUUUUAUUUGUUUUUCUUUUUUUAA